GGCAUAAACAGCUCGUGCUCUUCUUCAAACUCCUCCGUAUCAGAUUGGGAUGCAGCCAGAAAGUAGUUCAGCAGGAAAUCUGCGUCUUCACUUUCUCGUCCUUGUCUAUUCACUUGGGGAGGCGUUUGUUGGGUACAGCUGACACACUCCUACCAACACAUAUGAUCAGGGAGAAGAUGAUCUGCAGCCUCCUGCUGCUCCUCAUCCUGACCUCAUGUAUCUCUGGAACAUUUGUAGUGAAUUUGACGCGGAGCUGCUGUCAGGCAGAAGAGAACCACAACAUCACACUGGAGUGGACGAUCACAGCCAAAACUGGCAUGCCCAUCAACUCUUUUAUAAUCUUCUGUGAACUGUUUACCGAUCUCAAAGUCUCCGUCCUGUUUCUGCUACGUGAAGGUGUAGAGGUCCCGGAGUCUCAGGAUGAACAGUUUGCAGGACGAGUCCAGUGGGACAAAGACGUCCUCAGAGGAGGACCACUCAGACUCCACUUGUCCAGGCUCAGGACUGAGGACUCGGGCCUUUACGUGUGUCAAGUGAUCACAAAUUAUGUUGCCACCGUCUUUAAAUGCCACCUUAAUGUCACCGCAGCGAGGGAUUGGCCCAAACCUGAUCCCUCUCCACCAGCCAGGGGACUACAGCCGGAGCGUCAGGGAAGGAUCGGCUUCUGGACUGGACUGAUGCUGACGGCAGGAGCAGCUAGUGUGAUGUUCACUUUUUACUUGUUAUUUCUUCACGCUCCUUGCACACAAGAGAUCAGCCCAGUUUGAUAGUGUCACAUUUCAUAACAUGGACACAGAAAAACUUAGUUUCUCAUCGGCUGGCAGUUUA
Messenger RNA from Etheostoma cragini (Arkansas darter), 828 nucleotides. RefSeq lists its product as uncharacterized. The record is from RefSeq and is a predicted model, not a curated record. The transcript is spliced from 6 exons. Bases 162 to 767 code for a protein of 201 amino acids. NCBI's taxonomy places the organism in Eukaryota, Metazoa, Chordata, Actinopteri, Perciformes, Percidae.